This is a messenger RNA of Astyanax mexicanus (Mexican tetra), 4254 nucleotides long. It is a transcript of the gene ubn1, whose product is annotated as ubinuclein 1. NCBI's taxonomy places the organism in Eukaryota, Metazoa, Chordata, Actinopteri, Characiformes, Acestrorhamphidae. The coding region runs from base 533 to 3220 and encodes 895 amino acids. Gene Ontology annotation, cellular component: nucleus. The transcript has 17 exons. The record is from RefSeq and is a predicted model, not a curated record.
GAUGAUGAUGCUGAUGAUGAUGCUGGGCUGUGUUGCUGCUACUGCUGCUGUUGAGGAAUUCUGGGCUCUGCUCUCAGCUCAGCUGUCAUUUCAGAAAGCUGAGGUUUGAGAUGGUGGAUCAGCUUCAGUCUCGCUAAACCUGCGUCCCGAUUCUCAUCCGACGCUCAGCCGACGUCGAGACGAUGCUCGGUCCGCUGAUGCGUCUCUGAACGAAACGAGGCCUGGAUCGCCCUAAUCCGGGUUCAUCCUCAAACAGAGAUGCUGAACGAGGAGCUGAGCAUCAGACGACCGUCUGAGGAGGUCGACCACCCAUCAGCUCGUGUCUAGGGGGGGCAUGCACUGAAGCUCCAGCUUCUCGCUUUGUUUUUCAGGCUGUUUCUCCUCCUUCCAGAGCGGAAUAAUGCGCCAGCAUGCCUCUGAGGAACCUCCUCUCCACACCGGCUAAAGCGACACCUCGGCCGCUCGCUAUUGGCUUUCCAAUCACUUAAGUUGGCGCACCUGUGCACGCGCGGGGAAACGACGACAGGUGCAAAUGGCCACGCCGCGAAGGAUCCAGCUCACGACUCUCUCGAGCGAGGUCGUUCCCCCGUCCCUCCCCAACAGCCAUGCCGCCCCAGACGUGCCCCCUACCCAGCAGGCGGCAGAUCCGCCGCCCCCCGAGACCACCGACCCGGUUCCAUCCGCGAGAAUUCAGCUGGUCCUGUUUGAGCCGGAUGAGCGGCGCUGCCCGGAGUUCUACUACCCCGAGCUGAUCAAAGGACAGAUCACAAAUGGAAGCAAUAGGAAAACUCUGGAAGAGCAGAUUGAAGAGAAGGAGAGGGAUGAGAUGGAGGCCCUGUCCAAAAAGUUUGAGGAGAAAUAUGGUGGUGCUCCUAAACGACGGAAAGACAGAUUACAGGAUCUGGUGGACAUGGGCUUUGGAUAUGAUGAAACAGACUCCUUCAUCGACAACUCUGAAGCGUAUGAUGAGCUGGUUCCGGCCUGUCUUACAACCAAACAUGGAGGGUUUUACAUAAAUUCUGGGACGCUCCAGUUCCGCCAGGCGUCAGAAGAGGGUGAAGAAAAUGAGACGGAUGACUUUGAGAAGAACGUUAAGCCUAAGAAACGAAAGCUCAAAGAAGGAGAGGAAGAGAGGCUGAACAACCAUAAGAAAAAGAGACAAGAGGAUGUGCAGCCUGAAAACGUGAAAAACGGUACAUUGAUUACCAUGCCACUAGGAGAGAAGAAAAAGAAGAAGAAAAGUGGAAAACCGCUUGGCAUUGAUGGAAUGCUCCGACAGUUUCAUAAAGAGAAGCUGAAUCAGCUGCAGGUGUUUAAUACUAAGGGGAAGGAGGUGGUUACUCCAGCUGACAGUGUCUCCACCACCCAGACGGAGGUCCCAGAAGAGUCCGCCUUGGCCGAUCCGCUCCUAACGCUCAUUGGAUCCGCGAGUGCAGACGAGCUCCUCCAGGCCGUGAAAGCAGCAGAUCAGGACUUUGACCUUGAUGGGCUUUUGACAGCGGACCAGGACACUGGUUCUCAAGGCCUGGUGGAGAACCAAGAAGACACAGUGUUAUCCCAGCCAACAAAACCUCCUACUUUACUUCCUGAUGGAUUACCUCCCAUGCUGGAGCUAUACAUCGAAGAACUUACUCAGGCAAUCAAGGACAUGGAAGGAGAGAACAAGAUGGAGCUCUUUGCUCCAGAAAUAAACAACGUUUUGCUACAUGUGGCGGUUAAGUCUAAGGAGGUGUCUGAUAAGGUACGUUCAGGAAUCUUUUCCUACCUGGCAUCACAGCUUUCCUGCAAGAAAGGCACUCUGCUUAAACGAGCCAAGAAACUCCACCUCCUUCAUCUGGGUGAUCAUCUAAGGGACCUGUUACAAAAACUGGAAGAGGCAGUUACCAGAACCAUGCCGGAGCAGAUCGACCGUUUCAACGACAACUGCCAAGCUCACUCUGAAGCAAAAGCUGCCAAACUGGAGGCUGAGAAAGAACAGAGAGCAGUGGAUGGAUCUGAUGAAGAAGAGGAAGAGAAAGGUGGAAAGCGAGUCUUCGGGCCUCGCAAAAGAUUCAAAUGGACAGAAGAGAUCAGGGAGCUUCUGUCGGAGGUUGUGAAGAUGAAGAUGAACUGCUAUGAGCUUGAAACUGCUGGUGGCCCAAGUUUGGAAGAGUAUCUGAGAACGUUUCUGGAGGACAAUGUAAAACCACUGUGGCCUAAAGGGUGGAUGCAGUCCAGGAUCCUGCUCAUCGAGAGCCGGAGAGUACAUGGCCACAUUACGGGUGUAGUGGCAAGGAAAAAAUCACUGGCUGCUCCAAAAUCUAAAAAGAUUGUUUUCAUCUCUGAGAAAUCUGGGGAGAUCCACCCAACUCCAGCGAUGAAAGGGUUACAAGGAGCUGCUGCACCUCAGCGCAAGCGUAUCAGUCUGCCUUUGAGCCUCCAACAAGCCCCCCAGAACACUGUGAGCAGACCCCCAAUAGACACACAAGUGUCUGCUUAUUUUUCUCCUCCGCAGCCGGAGCUGCAGCAGAUCAGAGGAGAUGUGGGAAAAUCCUCUCAAGGCAGGAAUCAGGUAUCUCAGCCUGCAGUAGAUGGGAAGCCUCUGCCCGGCGUUCAGACGGGCAGCACAGGGGCAGCACUUCCUGUUGAUUCGGCUCAGAGGAUCUCGUCCAGUCCUGGAGUGGCUUCAGCCCUGAAGCGAGUUCCUGCAGGGGAGAAGAAAGCUCAGAAGCUGAUGCUGGUAGCUCCACCUGCUGCUGCUGAAGGAGACUCUGCGGCGGUGCAGGGUGUGGCCAGACUGCUCACCACCACCUCGUUUUGCAAAGCACCAGUUUCUGUGGCUGUAGCAGCUGUGGAAAGUUCUUGUGGGGAUCCAGCUCUCCCGACUCCAUCCCUCUCCCUCCAGGCCUCGUCUUACCCCAACGUUCCACAAUCUGGAGGUUUAACAAGCUUAGUCCCUCUGCAUGCUUUACCCUUCCCCGGACUAACUUACGCCAGCAAAACGUCUGGACACGCCCAGAUCUGCAAAGACUCCAUACUAACCAGUCCAGGACCCGGAACCUUCCAGUAUGGUCUCACACAUGGUAUUUACUCUGCACUGUGUUCUAGUGUUCUCUAUCCUCUCUCUGGUCCUGUCUCCUCCUCUCCGUCCUCUCUCCAUGCUCUGUCUACUAGGCCCUGUCCUUUAGAUGGAAGUCAGAUUCACGCAGAAGGUGCCAACGCUCAGAGAAAACUGCACUGAAGAGAGGAACCGCGGUUCUCUAUUCUUUAAAAUAAUGUCCUCAUGAAUGAACUGGACUCUAAAGUGGUGAGACCACAACGGUGUUAAAGACUGAGUCAAGUGACCGCCCACCUUAAAUACAUAAUUACACAUUUCACCAUUUCUACUUUAAAUACAUCAACAACAGAAACUGAAAAGUGUUACACUAAGCUGAUGGAGAAGCUACACGCGUGAAAAUAACCCAGUUCAGACUAUGUGCUACUAUUACUACUAAUCCAGACUAGGCAUGUGACCAUCAGUGCAUCAAGAAUGUGGUAGUGGUGCCUUUAAUAAUAUUCAUGAUUAUUAAUAACAAUAAUAAUAUUUUCUUUUCCUUUUUGAGUUUUGUCUUUACUGUAAUAUCUGCACUUAAGGACUUUUGAAGCUGAUGCUUUCUUCUUCUUCGUCUUCUUCUGCCUGAGAUCUUUUAAAUGUUUCUCCUUUGAGUUCUUUUUGUCUUUACUGUAAUAUCUGCACUUAAGAACGUAGGCUUAAGGCACUUUGUUCUUUUUACCCUUUCCUGUCUAAAAUUCUCUAUUACUUUUCACAAUCCUUCUUAUUUUUUUAGUUCCUGCCUAUCAGCUCCUAACAUUAUGCUUUAAACAGCAUUCCAUGUACUUUCCAAAGACCUUGUAGAGCAGUAUGUGUACGAGACUGAUCUCCUCAGCUUUAGACAGUUAACUCUUUAGCUGAUUAGUUUUUCUAUCUUUCUUUCUUUCAUCAGUUGGCACUGAUUUAUGUUUUAUGUGACAUGGACUGAAGGUAAUUUACAAAAUGAACGCAAGGCGCUCACAAUGAAAAGAGUCUUAAUUAAUGGACGGCUGAAUUAGUUUUGCUUUUUUCCUGAAAUGUAAAAUGCCAUUUAUUUAUUGUCUCAGGGAUUCUUAAGGAAGAGGGUGUUGCAUUAAGCACAAACUUGGGAGUAAUAGCACUGCAUGUAGUUUUGUAUGUCCUAAAAUGUGACUGAGCUAAGCUGAUAAGAUGGUAUUGUUUAUAAAUAAAAUAUGCAAACAAUA